AUGUCAUUGAAUCAAACCAACUUGAUUAAGCCAAUUACUAUUGGUGAUGUUGAAUUAAAUCAUAGAGUAGUACACGCUCCGACUUCAAGAGCCAGAUCUGUUGAUUUUACACCAACUGAUAUUUUGUUAGAAUAUUAUAAAUCUAGAUCUAGAUAUCCGGGUAGUUUAAUUGUUUCAGAAUCAAUCAUAGUUCAUCCCUCAAGUGGUUUAACUCCGUUUAAAUCCGGUUUAUGGGAAGAUAAACAGUGCAAGGCAUGGAAAAGAAUUGCUGAUGAAAUUCAUAACAAUCGAAGUUUUGUUUCUGCUCAAAUUUUUGCUCCCGGUAGAUUUGCUAAUCUUGAUCUUUUAAAAGAACAUAAUAUUCCAUUAGUUGGUCCGAGUAAAAUUUAUCAUUCAGAAGCGCAAGAACAAAAAGCAAAAGAUUUAGGUAUUGAAUUACAAGAAUUAACAGUUGAUGAAAUUCAUCAAAUACAAAAUGAUUUUGUUGAAACUGCUGUCAACGCUUUAACUAAAGCAGGUUUUGAUUUUGUUGAAUUACAUGGUACUUCAGGUUUCUUAAUUGAACAAUUUUUAUCACCACUAUCCAAUCAAAGAAAAGAUGAAUAUGGUGGAUCAGUUGAAAAUCGAACACGUUUUGUCACUGAAAUUUUAGAAAAAUUAUUUAACCAUGCAAAAAUCGGGUCAAAAAAAGUUGGUAUUAGAAUUACUCCAUGGUCAACUCAUAAUGGUAUGAAUUAUCCAAAUAAUGAUUUUAGUGAACCUGUUAAGUUUGUUGAAUACAUUUUGAAAUUUUUAGAAGAUCAAAAGAAGCAAGGGAAUGAAAUUGCAUAUGUUUCAAUUGUUGAACCUCGAGUUUCUGGUUCAGUUGAUGCUGAUCCUGCUGGUCAUUCAAAUGAAGAUUUAUUAAAAUUGUUUUCUGGUAAAGUAAUUAGAACUGGAGGUUAUGCUACAAACUAUAAAAAUUCAGAACAAGUAGCUUCAAAUAAGCAAUACUUGGAAGUUGAUGAAAAUGGUAAUUUACGUCAUUACACUACAUUAAUUAAAGAUGUUAAUCAAGAUGACAGAACAUUAAUUGGAUUUUCAAGACCAUUUACAUCAAAUCCAGAUUUUACAAAAAGAUUAUUUGAAAAUUUAGUUUUAGAUUCAUAUAAUCGUAAAUUCUUUUACACUCACACUGUUGAAGGUUAUUUAACAUUUACAGAUUAUGUAGAUGAUGAGAUUAAUUCAAAUUUGAUUACAAAUUUACCUGAAUCAGAGUUAAAUAGAACUGGUACACCUUUAGCUUAG
Messenger RNA from Insectozyma verbasci, 1287 nucleotides. The record is from the annotation of a GenBank genome assembly. Lineage: Eukaryota; Fungi; Ascomycota; Pichiomycetes; Serinales; Debaryomycetaceae.